Baudoinia panamericana UAMH 10762 is the source of this 1400-nucleotide messenger RNA. RefSeq lists its product as uncharacterized. Bases 1 to 1104 code for a protein of 367 amino acids. Lineage: Eukaryota; Fungi; Ascomycota; Dothideomycetes; Mycosphaerellales; Teratosphaeriaceae. The record is from RefSeq and is a predicted model, not a curated record. The transcript has 2 exons. Gene Ontology annotation, biological process: maturation of SSU-rRNA from tricistronic rRNA transcript (SSU-rRNA, 5.8S rRNA, LSU-rRNA). Gene Ontology annotation, cellular component: nucleolus.
AUGGACGUGAAGCUUCAAAAAGACUCUGCUGGUGCAGGUGAUGGCACAGCUGGUGUCUCUUCCGACGUACAACCAGCGCCAGAGCCUUCGUUCGGCGAGUUGUUGCAAGCGCAACAAGUCCAGACCGUUGAUGUCCACGACUCAUCAGCUCAAGCUCGCGCUGGGGAUGACGCCACAAACUCUGUCUUCGCUAGGCGCAGAGUCAGCGCUCCCACUGGCACUUCACUCGGAACAGUACUCACUCAGGCACUGAAGACCAGCGACAAAGAUCUUCUGGAGAGCUGCUUUCGCGUCACUGACGUAUCCAGCAUACGAUCUACCGUUGAGCGAUUGCAGCCGCAAUAUGCAGCCACUUUGUUGCAACGCCUCGCAGAGCGUAUCUUUCGCGCUCCUGGCCGGACUGGCCCCCUGAUGGUGUGGAUACAAUGGGCACUCGUGACUCACGGCGGCUACCUGGCCACACAACCGGACACAAUGUUGCAGCUUAGAGCACUUGGACGGGUCGUUCGGGAGCGCGCCAGCGGUCUGCAGCCGCUUCUGCACCUCAAGGGCAAGCUCGACCUACUCAGCGCGCAGCUGGAUUACCGGCGGCAAAUGCAAGCUACAGCCCGAGCUGUACACGCCGAGGACGAAGACGACGAGGCCGCGGUGGAGUACGUGGAAGGGCGCGAUGAUGACGAUGGCGACUUCUCUGAGGACGCAGAGGCCGACGUCGAGAUGCAGGUCAGAGUAGGUGGAAUGCCGGCGCAACCCUCCUCAUCUAGACCUCAGCUACAAGCACCUACGUCAAGGCCUCCAGCUAUAGAAGACGGCGAAGACGAUGAUGAAGACGAAGAAGUGGAUGACGAUGACGACGAAGACAGCAUGCCCAACGGCGUCGUGCAAGAAGCAGAGGACGACGAGGAUGAUGGCGAGAACGAAGCGGAGGACCGCCUGCUUGACGUUGAAGCGGAAGAGGCUUCUGACGAGGAUGACGAGGAAGUCGAUUCAGACGAGGAAGUAGACAGUCCGGGCGAGUCCGAAGACGACACUGAACCGUCAGUUGAUGAAAGCGAGCCAGACGUAAAGCAGCCGCAUCCCAAAAUACUCGCUCGGAAACGGUGAACGGAACAGCUGCGAAAUCGAGCUGUGCUCCAUCGUUAAGUGGUGAUCUUUGGGCGUUCAAGCGUUGGCACGCAACAAGGUUGGGUACUCGGCGAGGCGUGAAGGUGGACUGCAUUCUCUACUUUGCUCAGCGUUCAAGCGGCAGAGGACUGUACAUGAGGACAUGAGUGUGCAUGAUGUCGGAGUUUUGCUUUCCCUAACACGCCGUAUGGUCGUGCUACACGAAUAGCCAUAGCUUGUUUUGUAUGCAUAGUACAUGAGAUCGAACUUUUGAUAUUUGGCGAUGUGACCGUGUC